Molecule: messenger RNA, 1485 nt
Organism: Zychaea mexicana
Lineage: Eukaryota; Fungi; Mucoromycota; Mucoromycetes; Mucorales; Lichtheimiaceae
Product: beta-lactamase/transpeptidase-like protein
Exons: 5
Coding region: 1-1485 (494 amino acids)
Source: RefSeq, a predicted model, not a curated record
AUGACCGCUGGUGAGGCCAACAGCAACAGUGCAAAAACCAAUCGAGACACAAUGGUGAAGAGCGCAAAAGUGUCUACUACCAAUACUAGUGUAUCCACAUCUGCUACCGGUAUUCCACCAUUAACCACUGACAUAUCCAGCAAACGGACAGUGCUUGGGUCUUUGGUUAAAGUUGUAGCUGUAAUCUCGUUGCUCGGGGCUGUCGCCGCACAACGAUAUCUCAGCCAGGGUCCAUACACGCCAUGGACCUGUUCUGUAUUUGGGUACAAAUGUGAGCGACGGUACGAUGUACCUUUUCACGGUUAUGUGCAUGAUGAUUACAGCUCGGCAGAGCAGGCGUUCAAGGACAAUUUCUUUGCAGGCGAAGACGUCGGUGCUGCUGUAGCUGCUUAUGUCAAAGGCGAGCUGGUCAUGGAUAUGCAAGGGGGCUGGCAGAAUGUUAAAGAGAGGACACCCUACUCGAACGAAUCUUUACAGUUGGUGUUUUCCAGCACUAAAGUUUUUACUUCCAUUGUUGUGGCUCAAUUCGUUGGAAAAGGUGUAAUAUCAUAUGACGAAAAGAUUGCAACAUACUGGCCUGAGUUCGCUCAAGGCAACAAGGAAAACGUAACACUGGGUGAUUUGAUGGUCCAUGCUGGUGGCGUGGGAUUCAUCGAUGUUCCAAUAACCUCUGCUGAAGCUGAAGAUCCCGAGCGUUUCUCACGCAUUUUGGCCGCGCAGCCACAUAAUUUUGGUGGUGUUCGAACACGCAGCUAUCAUGCGUCUACGUAUGGUUGGUAUGUCAACGAGAUCUUAAAGCGUACCGCGAAUUGCACAGUGGAUGAUGUAGCUGCUGAAUUCAACAAAGAUUAUGAUAUUGAGUGGUACCUCAAGCCAUACCAGCUUAAAUUUGACAAUCGUAUCUCCCCUUUUUAUACGUCUACACCGCUUUACCGAUUCUCACGCUUAAUCAAGUUUGUGGGUGGCCCUGUCAAAUUUUUACGAUUACUUUUCGAAAAGAACGACGCCAAAGCCAAGACAUUCAAGCUUCCACUCGAGGGUACCCCAGCAUUGCUUGAAUACAAUCUACAACUGCGCCGUAUUGAAGCGCCGGCAUAUUCUGGAUUUACAAAUGCUCGCUCAAUUGCCAAACUCGCGGCAAUGAUGGCUAACGAUGGUAAAGCGAUUAUGGAUGGCGAACCAGACUUGUUAACUCGCGAGGGCUAUGCUGUAGCUACUAAACCCGCUCCGGUGGCGUUCGAUAUGAUUAUCCAGCGCUCUAUGCCACAAGAGCGAGGCGGCUGGGGCAAAUUCGAUGAUUUUGUUAUUGGUGGUGUGGAGUUUACUGGUUGGGCAGGCAUGGGAGGCUCUGUGUUUAUGUGGAACAGUGAGCAUAAAAUUGGAUUUGGCUAUUGUAUGAACGGUAUUCCAGAUCCCAGCUCCCCAGAUGACCGCAGCAUUUCUAUAUUACGUGCCCUCGUAAAACAGGUCUUGAAAAAGAAAUAA